Messenger RNA from Penaeus monodon (black tiger shrimp), 431 nucleotides. RefSeq lists its product as uncharacterized. The transcript is spliced from 2 exons. The record is from RefSeq and is a predicted model, not a curated record. Lineage: Eukaryota; Metazoa; Arthropoda; Malacostraca; Decapoda; Penaeidae. The coding region runs from base 11 to 430 and encodes 139 amino acids.
GCCGCCCUGGAUGAGACGCCGUGCCACGUGGGCGGCUGCGUGCCCACCUUCUUCCUGUGCGACGGCCUGCGACAGUGCCAGGACGGCUCCGACGAGUGGCACUGCCUCCGGAUCGACAGCGCCACCAGGCAGCUCGAAGUCAGGAACGGGGAGAGCCAGUGGUCGGCCGUGUGCAGCGAGGGCUGGACGACGCAAUGGAGCGACCUCGUCUGCGCCCAGCUCGGCUCCAACGUCUCCGUCAACACGAACCUCCUGCGUGUGGUGGAGCCCCAGGGCCGCCCGCGGGUACGCCUGGCCGCCCAAUGCCUCGCCCCUCGCCCACACGCCCCUCCAGUUCGUGCUCAACAUGGAGUGCCGUUCGUCUGACAAGCUGGUGCAUCUGGAGUGCGAACAUCAUGGUAAUUUCGAUGCGGGGGCCGGAGCGAGCUGAG